This is a messenger RNA of Macadamia integrifolia, 1296 nucleotides long. Its product is annotated as peroxidase 3-like. Bases 194 to 1183 code for a protein of 329 amino acids. The record is from RefSeq and is a predicted model, not a curated record. Gene Ontology annotation, molecular function: heme binding; peroxidase activity. Gene Ontology annotation, cellular component: plant-type cell wall; plasmodesma. The transcript is spliced from 5 exons. NCBI's taxonomy places the organism in Eukaryota, Viridiplantae, Streptophyta, Magnoliopsida, Proteales, Proteaceae. Gene Ontology annotation, biological process: response to oxidative stress; hydrogen peroxide catabolic process.
AUUCUCUCUUGAGAAGAAAAGAUUUCUUAAUCUCUCUCCUUACCUAGAGCCUUUAUUCUCUCUUUUCCUGCAAAUAGUUAUUAGGGUUGUCCUCUCUCUCUUUGCCCUGGGAAUUGUGGACUUGUUCAAGAGUUAAAUUCCUUAGGUGGAUUUGUACUUGUCGAUUAUCAGUGAAGUUAAAAGUGUUUUGAAGAUGAGGAGGACCAGCCACUCUCCCUUGCUAAUCUCUAUGAUGGUUCUUUGUGCCUCUGGAUUUUUUCAAGCUGAAUCAGAUGGUCUAAAGAUGAACUUCUAUGAAACUAGUUGCCCUCGCGCCGAGGACAUUGUUAAGGAAAUCACAGCGAAAAAUGUCAAGGAGGAUCCUGGUGUUCCAGCUGAUCUUUUGAGGCUGCACUACCAUGACUGCUUUGUUAGGGGUUGUGAUGGCUCAGUGUUAUUGGAUUCCACUCCAAAUAAUGUAGCUGAGAAGGAUGCAUCCCCAAACUUAACUCUAGAUGGUUUUGAUGUGAUCCAAGAGAUAAAGGAAGAAUUAGAGAAUGUUUGCCCAAGAGUAGUUUCUUGUGCUGAUAUCCUAGCAUUGGCUGCUAGGGAUGCUGUUUCCAACCAAUUCAAGAAGGAUAUGUGGCAAGUGCUAACCGGAAGAAGAGAUAGUACGGUGUCGAAGUCGUCGGAGGCUGACGCCGAACUCCCUUUACCCACAUUCAACUUCCAGGCUCUUGAGCAAACCUUUGCUAGGAAAGGCCUCACCAUGCAUGACCUUGUGGUCUUAUCAGGUGCUCAUACUAUUGGACAAGCACAUUGCGACUCCUUCAGCAAUAGGCUCUUCAACUUUAGCAAGGAAGAAAAUAUGGAUCCUUCUCUGCUAUCCGAUUAUGCCUCUGACCUUAAAAAACAAUGCCGGAGCCUUUCUGACCACACAACCACUGUGUUCAUGGACCCUGAUAAUAGCGGUUUAAAUUUCGAUAGCCAUUACUACCUUGCUGUGAAUCAACACAAGGGUUUAUUUCAAUCUGAUGCUGCCCUUCUAACUAAUGAGGUCUCUAGCCAACUUGUCAACCAGUUGAUGAAAAGGAAUACAUUCUUUGAAAAUUUUGCUAUAUCAAUGAAGAAGAUGGGAGCCAUUGGAGUCCUUACAGGUGAAUCUGGGGAGAUUAGGAAGAAAUGCAAUGUUGUGAAUAAUUAAAAGAGUGCUUUCAAGUUGCUCUAUAAUAUUUGUAUAAUGGUUUAAUAUUAUUGUCUCUUAAGGGAUAUUGUAUUGUUUUAUACUUGAAAUAAAACCAUGAAUUUCCUUGAGAA